Molecule: messenger RNA, 4055 nt
Organism: Oncorhynchus kisutch (coho salmon)
Lineage: Eukaryota; Metazoa; Chordata; Actinopteri; Salmoniformes; Salmonidae
Product: E3 ubiquitin-protein ligase RNF43
Exons: 8
Coding region: 1344-3938 (864 amino acids)
Source: RefSeq, a predicted model, not a curated record
GGGAGGGAGGCUACGACAGGCAGGCUUCGGGACUUCGCUUAAUGUACAGUGUCUUUUUCCAACUUUUCAAUGUUUUUUUUAAUGAAGAUCAAUAACAGUGUUUUAACGACUUGCGUUCCUUCGAUUCUACAUUUUUUCUACAUGUUCAGUAUCUUCAGUAAAUUACUGGAGUUUAGCGUAUAUAUAUUUUGUCGGCAACCGCGGGAAGUAUUUCGUUUCAGAAUUGUUAUACAUUUCAGACGUGGUACGCGGGAAAAGAGACAACUUUUUUGGAAGGUGGCAGGAAGCAAACUGGUUUUAGAUGCGUAACAACUUAAGCGGUCGAUAGACAUGUGAAUGCGUCGGCUGCAGAAAUGACACGUGAUUUCUACUGCUAAUUAAUUAACUAGUUAUAACAUGCUAUGUAAAUAAUUUCAACGGUUCCAUUGGAUUAGCUAGUUAAACAUGUCAAAAGUCCGGAAUGCUCCGUUGUCAACUGUGGCAUUUUUGUCGAGAUUUAGUCGCUACAGAGUUUAUGAAAGUUACUAUAGCAUUUCCGUCGUUAACUGUAUGGUCGACUGUCAUCUUGGAAUCAGUCUUUAUCAACAUCAAUUUGACUUUGUUCAUCUCGGUUUCUGAAGUUCAACAAACCUUGCCAUUCGUUUGAAACCUAUAGGGAUACAGUGCGGUGGGGAUAGCCUACAUUCACACAUCCAGCGUAAAGAAUAGUAGGGGGAAUUGCUUUAGAGAUACUUGUUGCAUCUGGAGGCCGUCAGCGAGAUUUUACCAUUUUUUUCCUUGCUCUGGAAAUGUGACAUGGAAUACCGGUAAAUUGGAUACAUUUUUAAAACCAGACGUUACUGUAGCAUGUUUAUAGUGGGUUGGUCACAUAAUUAAUUAUCAACAUUGUUGCAAAAGGUUUUUUGAAAUAUUGCCAUUGGUGGAAUAUUACAAGAGCCGGUGUUUUGGAAGUGUCCGGACUGAACCGACUGACAACUUCAACCUGCACGUUGAAAAUGAGAACUGGGCUACUGUUUAUCUCCUGUAAGGACUGGAGCUCGUGUUGUAUGUGAAGAGUGAAAUCAAUAACUUUUUUCAACUGGAACAAACUUUUAAAGCGGGGUAAGAAUUAACCAGAAAUCCACAAGACAUGCAUCCACAAAGACAACAUGGCAGUCAGUGAGCCUUAAAACGUUGGAUUUAACCCUGUUUUUCGAAUAGUUUUCACGGGUUUGUACAUUUUAGAACCCACAAAGAGGAGGACCGUUGCUGGGCCAUAUAUUUAUUGUCCUGAAUCAACUCCGGUUGUUGCCAGCUUUGAAGUCCACGAUGUGCGGCCGGAGCCCGCCGCUGCAGCCGAUCCAAUGACCGUUCCCCAGCGGCGAUUGGCCGGGCUCUGGCCGUGGCUGCUCAUAGCGGCCCUGCAGGUGGUGUUCGGCCAGACGGGCCUGGAGCUGGCGGCGGCCGUAGAAACGGAGCGCUCGGCCCCCAGGGCUGUCAUCAAGGUGACACUGCUAAGACACGAGCCCACGGGGAAGCCCAUCACUCUGGAAGGGCUGUUCGUCGGAGGGAGCGCCGGCUAUGCAGAGGGGAAGCUCAUGCAGUCUCACCCUCUGUCCCUGUGCAACACCAGUGAAGAUGAGCGCCAGGAGUCUGACUUCAUCAGCAUCGUCAAGCUGGAGAGCCCGGAGCGCAAGGUGCCUCAGUGUCUGCCCCUGCUCAAGAAGGCUCGCCUGGCACUGGAGAGAGGUGCUCAGGCUGUCAUCUUCGAUGUCACCGACGACAAAGACGCUGCUCUCGAGCUGCAUGAGUCUGACUCCCUGCCGCUUCCGGUGGUGCUGGUGAAGGCUAAGGAUGCUGAGGAGCUGAUGGGACUGGUUAACAAGAACGAGGAGGCUAGAGUCCGCAUCGACAUCAAAAAAGAGGACCCAAAAUGGCCCCACUAUGAUGUUGGUAUCUUGCUCACUAUAGUCCUGGCUAUUCUGGCCAUCGUUCUGAUCUUUGCCUUCCGGUACCGAUGCAAGUCCAACAGAACCUGGGACUCAGUCCAUCAGCAGACCAUGCGAGCCAUCAGUCGUCUGGAGACGCGAAUGUACAGCUCUCAGGGCUGCGGGGGCUCACAGCGCCACCGUGGGGGCUGGGGGUCUAAUAGCAGUUCCAACUCCAGCCCCGUCUGUGCCAUCUGUCUGGAGGAGUUCCUGGAUGGACAGGACCUGAGGAUCAUCUCGUGUGCUCAUGAGUUCCAUAAGGAGUGUGUGGACCCCUGGUUGCUGCAGCACCGCACCUGUCCUCUCUGCAUGCACAACAUCAUGGGUACAGAGCUGUCACGUCAGCCCCAGAGGAGCAGACUGCAGCAGACCCCCGAGCACAGCCAGGGUUUCCUGCACCCCCACCCCUACCCACACGCCUUCCCCCAGCAUCCCAUCCCCUUCUCCAUGAGGCCUCACUACCCCCGUGGCCCCUCCGGCCCCUACCCCUCCCUGAGCCACUACAGCAGCUCCCCACCCCUGGACCCCCAGACGCUCCGCUUCCUCCCUAGCUGGCCUCUUGGCUCCGGCUGUGGAUACAUCCACCCUACAGAGGGCCCCGGGAGGCCUCACAAGGCCGGGAGCAGCUGCAGGACAGCAGGUCACCCUCUGGGGUCCCACUACGGCCCCAGGUCCCACCGCUCCUGCCACGCCUACCGCUCCGGCUGCCCUGCCCAGCGCAGCAACUCCAGUUCCAGGCUCCACCACACCCCCUCCUUUGCUCCCCGCACCUCCGAAGGGGGAGCCCAUAGCCGGGGGGCCGAGGGAGGCAGCUGCUCUGGGGGGAGCUACCGGACGGAGCGCAGUGGCUACCUGGCAGACGGGCCGGCCAGUGACUCCAGCUCUGGCCCCUGUCACGGUUCAUCCAGUGACUCGGUGCUCAACUGUACCGACGUGUCCCUGCAGGGUGUGUAUGGUAGCUGGUCCACGUUCCGCAGCUCCCUGAGCAGUGACUAUGAUCCGUUUGUGUACUACGGGCCGGGUUUGGGACGGACAGGCCGCAGGGACAGCAUGGAGGCAGGGGCCCAGAGACCAAGGUCCCUGGACUCAGUGAUGAACAGAGACAGAGGACGAGGGAGCCCUGAGGAGCAGCCGCAGGCUGUGUUUAGCCACGUCCACUACCACCGCCACAGACACCACCACUACGGAGAGGACGGGGAGCGGGAGCGGGAGCACGCCCAGGGACAGGGGCCAGGCAGGGGGUCAGACGAGGAGCAGGGGGCUGCUGUUGCUAUUGGCUCUGAUACUGGUUCUCCCCCGGCUCUGGACAAGGACUUCCCAGUGUGCCCUCUGAAGCACAGCCCCUGUCAGUGCCCUAAGGCAGAACACACAGACAGUACAGAGGUCCACGGCCACGGAAUAGAGGGUCAGGACCAUGAGCUUAGCCUCAGCCCCCCGUCAGGCCCCCCUCCUGCCCUGGUAGCACCAGCACCCUUAGCAGCCCCAGCCCCCUGCUGCCACCAGGACCACGGCCGUGGAGGCCACCCCCACCGGAGGGCAGACCGGCUCGGCGGCUGCGUCCUCGACGGCCCCUCGGUGCUCUUCCACCAGAGCCUGGAACUGCAGGAUGACUGUAGCAUCCACAUUCACUACGGCCAGGGCCCCAGCUACUGCUGCCCCCCGCCUGACCUGCCCAUGCCUGUGCCUUUCAUUCUGGACUCUGGGGGUAUGGGGGCCCUAGGGGGCCUAGAGGACUGGUCCUGCUGUGGAGGGCCCCACCAUGUAGUGUGGCAGAAGCGGGUGCAGCAGGCCCACUCUGAGCCCCAGUUGCUGGGGCCAGGACUGGGGGGCCCUAUGGACAGACCCCCGCCCCCAUGCAGCAGGCGUCACCACGGUCACCACAGCCCAGCGCACGACCGCAACACAGACUUUUGUUUAUACUGCCAAACAUUACACAACAAUCAGGGAUCAGAGGAGGAGUCCGGUGUGUGAUAACUAACUAACUCGAGAGGUGCAUCCCCAAACUCAUGCUGCUACGUACACAGGUGCCGGAAUGGACAAACACGUCAUCGGCGGCCAUCUUUCUCAAGUCUUCAAAAUAAUUCCACA